GGUGAGGGAGGGAGGGAGAGAGAGAGAGGGGGAGGCAACUGUUUUGUAUCUUGGAAGCCGUGGGUUAGGAGAGGGGGAGGAGGAGCGGAGAAUGAGCUAUUCUUGUACCAGCAGAGGCAACAGCCAGGACCCAUCAAGCGCUAAGAAGCCCGCCGGUAAUAAUCCAGGCGGAGAGACCAGAGGCAGCGGCAGCACAGACAGCAGCAGCACCAGCAGUAACGGAACCGGAGGCAGCCCGAAGCAAGCGGCGGCGAUGAAAGUGAAGAAAGGCUGCAACUCGACCGACGCGGGGGUCCCGGUGACCACGGAGGAGGAACUGCUCGCCAACACCGUCAUCACUCCGGAGGACGUACUGGGCUUGCAGAAGAUCACAGAGAAUUAUCUGUGCGGACCAGAUGAGAAUGUGUACAACAUCGACUUCACCAGGUUCAAGAUCAGAGACAUGGAGACCGGAACAGUGCUGUUUGAAAUCACCAAGCCGCCGUCCACAGAGAAAGCAGGGGAGAAGAGGGAUAUCGAUCCAAAUGCUGGCCGUUUUGUCCGCUACCAGUUCACUCCUGCUUUCCUCCGGCUGCGGCAAGUUGGAGCCACCGUCGAGUUCACUGUUGGCGACAUGCCGAUAGACAACUUCAGGAUGAUCGAGAGGCACUACUUCAGAGAGAAGCUGCUCAAGAGCUUUGACUUUGAGUUCGGCUUCUGCAUGCCCAGCAGCAAGAACACCUGUGAACACAUCUAUGAGUUCCCCCCUCUGUCUGAGGAGAUUAUGAGAGAGAUGAUCCUCCACCCGUACGAGACGCAGUCUGACAGCUUCUACUUCGUGGACAAUAAGCUGGUGAUGCACAACAAGGCGGACUACUCCUACAGCGGCGGACCGUAGAGCCUGCAGGCUGCCGUGGGACGGACGGAUGUACGGACUGAGGGACAAUUAGAGUACACUGGAGGGGUUAACCUCCCAUCUAUCAAUACUCUGUCUAUCUCUCACUUUCUCUCUCACUCUCUCUCCUACUGAACAGAUGUGGUCCUACUUAUCAUGAGAGAAUGCCAUUCAAAAAAAAAAGGUAAAAAAAAAAAAAAAAAAAAAACGCCCAUGCAGAAUGAAUUUCAACAACACGUGUACAAGUGUGUGUGGGCGGGUGUGUAGAUGUGCCCACGUACAUUUACGCAUGUGCAAGUGUGAGUAUUGGUUGCACAUGUCAAAUCCUGAUGAAACAUACACACACACACAUAUGCACACACACAGAUACACACACAUGCCGACCCCUGGUGCGGCACGGCCACCUUCCUGCUUUAUUAUAAAAGUGCACCAAGGUGUGUGUGUGUGCGUGUGUGUGUGUGUGUGUGUGCAACAUGAUGAACCAGACAUGACUCGGUCGAUACAAAGCUGCAUGAACGUUUUGCAGGUUAUCAGAUGGUUUUCACUCUCCAGCCAAGUCACAAAGUAAAACACAAAAUCUUCUAUAUCAGAUAUUGACAGCAUUUAUUUUUUUCAUCCCUACAUCUUGUAAUGUUAGGGUUAGGAAUAAGGUGUCGUGAGUGGUGUUGUGUGCCGGGAGUGUGCUGGCCAUAGCGUUUUUAGACUAUAAUAGAGGUUUGAGGGAAAGAUUCCUCAGAUUCUAUACGUACGUGUGAGUGUGUGUGUGUGUGUGUGUGUGUGUGUGUGUGUGUGCUAGUGUGUAUCUGUGUGCAAGCGCAUAUGCACUUCCCUUUUUGAGUCCAUGUGUGGGGUUUCUGUGUUUUGUAUGAUCGUCUGUGUGUGAUUAGGUGUGUCUGUCAGUAUGUCAGUUUGAAGCAUGAUCACGUCUGGUAAAAAAAAAAAUUAAUUAAUUAAUAAAAUAAACUAAUUUUAUUUUCGGUAAAUGGUCAAAUGUGGUCAUCUAGUUAACUAUGUCAAAUAGUUUGCUUUGGUCAAAUAGAUUUCCAAAACUUGUUAGCACAUUUUUGUACACUAUAGAUGUUAUUUUGAAUCUGGAUGAUUUCAGACCUGUUUCCUUAUUCCUUCUCCCUUCUUCCUUAUUUAUUACUCCAGUUACAUGUGACCUAUAUCUAUUGUAGGACCUGUGUGUUUAUUAUAUUUGCUCAAAGCACAAUAUUCCUACGGAGCCAACAACGAGGGAACUUACAAAGGACAACUGAUCUGAUCUGACCAUAAACUUACUUUGUCAUGAGUGUACCAGCCGACUUCUCUGCAUUAGCUGAUGAAGACACUAUGACUCUGUUAAUCGGCACUGUGUAACUCCAUGUCCAGUUCAAGGUUUUGAUGUUUGUUUGUUGGGGAAAUUCUUAGGAUACUCUUCAUAAGAGGAAAAAAAGGGAAAACUUGGAUCUGUAAAUGUUGCUAUUUUUCUUUGAGAAACAUUGCAAAAGGGAAACUAAAUGGACUGAAGAUUGUGGAAUGUAGCAGAAGUAGUUUACUGAGCAAAUCACCCCCGACCCUAAACCAUUUUCUUUGUCUUUCUUUUCUCGUAACCAGAAUGUAAUCUAUUCUUUGUUUUUAUUUAUUUAUUUUUUUUUUUUAAGCCAGCCCUUCCCUCCCUCCUGUAUGUUUUCUCAUUCUUUGUGUUACGUGUUUUCUGCCUCUCUUCUACAUGUUUCAUCUCAGUGUUUUCACGGACACAUUCCAGUGAGUUCGGACCUGAGCGUGUUGGUCUGGUGGGUCAAAGGCAUGCGACGUUGUUCUCAUGCAUUUAUUACGCAGAUCGAACGGAUGAACAGCCUGUAACUGCAUUAUUUUGGGAUGCCUCUUAAUAGUUGUAAUUAGCCUCCUGCUCUCACUGCUCCAUCUGCACAGAUACCAGACCUGGCUCAAACAGUUUAUGCAAAUACUUUGUUGUAACAUAACAUGCCAUCUGCAAGGUGGUGGGUACAGCUUGACACAUGGGUCAGUAUGAAUGCCAGUAUGUUUAAAUGAUCACAGAAAAGUUUUUGAGAGUCAAUUUAUGCUUUUAUGUGUUUGAUAACUUCGCUUCUUCUGUCUUGUGCUAAACUCAUCUGCUAAAACACUGCUAAAGAUUAUUUGCAAAUACUAGUUGAGCCACGUUUGAGUGAUACUGAGGAACUGCAAGCAUUUGGCAGGAAACUACCACCUUAUUUGUCUUCUGUGUUCAGAUCAGCAAAACUUUAAAAAAUAAAAGGAGCAAGUUGUCACUGAGAGCUUCACUGUCCACUUGAUAUUUUCCUUGCUUGCUCAAACCCGAUGAUUAAAAAAAUUCUGAUGGCCUUGGUUUUCCCUAAGGGUUUUCCUGAGUUAUUGGGUUUGCGCAGGUUGAUCAUUGUGGGUUACAGGGAUUACGCAGAAAAAAAAAUAGCAAUCUGACCAGGUUAGUGUCAUAUUUUUAAAGAAAUGAACAAAUCUGCCAGUGGGAUGAGAUAAUUCAACUUGUUUCCAAUGCCAGUGUCGCUUGUUUCAGGAAUCUUUAAAUGUUAAAGCAAGGUAUACACACAUAAACAAAAUGUUCAACACUUAAUGUAAGGCUAAAUUACUUUUUAAGAUGGAGGUUUUUUGCUGUGUAGAGGUGUACUGAAAUGCAAAUGGCAGGAAGAAAACUGUUGACGUCCAGUUAGACUAACGCUGAAAAAAGAUUGAACUGAAUGUUUGUCAAGCAUAUAGAGCAGGUUGAUCGAUUAUUAACUGUGGCUCAUGUAAAA
Myripristis murdjan (pinecone soldierfish) is the source of this 3645-nucleotide messenger RNA. It is a transcript of the gene unc119a2, whose product is annotated as unc-119 lipid binding chaperone a2. The transcript has 5 exons. The coding region runs from base 92 to 877 and encodes 261 amino acids. Gene Ontology annotation, biological process: mitotic cytokinesis; positive regulation of protein tyrosine kinase activity; lipoprotein transport. The record is from RefSeq and is a predicted model, not a curated record. Gene Ontology annotation, cellular component: intercellular bridge; spindle pole; centrosome. Lineage: Eukaryota; Metazoa; Chordata; Actinopteri; Holocentriformes; Holocentridae. Gene Ontology annotation, molecular function: lipid binding.